Eucalyptus grandis is the source of this 1273-nucleotide messenger RNA. RefSeq names its product tyrosine-protein phosphatase DSP1. Gene Ontology annotation, biological process: protein dephosphorylation. NCBI's taxonomy places the organism in Eukaryota, Viridiplantae, Streptophyta, Magnoliopsida, Myrtales, Myrtaceae. The record is from RefSeq and is a predicted model, not a curated record. Gene Ontology annotation, cellular component: cytoplasm. Gene Ontology annotation, molecular function: phosphatase activity.
AAAAAAAAAGUCUCCUCCCUCCCUCCUCUCUCUCUCUCUCUCUCUCUCUAGCUCUUGCUUCGAGCCUUCUCUCUCCUCCGUAACCGUCGACAGCUCGAAGAAUGAAAGUGGACAGGACGGCCGGGCGGGACGGCGCCGACGCCGACGCCGAAGCCAUGUGCAAGAAGAUCGAGGUGGCCCUCCUCGACCAACGCGACUCUGCCCCGCCGCCACCGCCGCGGCGCCGGCGCCGGCCGGGGCGCCGGGGGGAGGAGGUCCACUUCACGCCGCCGCUCAACUUCGCGAUGGUCGACAAUGGCAUCUUCCGCUCCGGCUUCCCCGACUGCGCCAACUUCGCCUUCCUCCAAACCCUAGGCCUCCGCUCCAUCAUUUGCCUGUGCCCGGAGCCGUAUCCGGAGGCGAACAUGGAGUUCCUCAAGUCCAGCGGGAUCAAGCUUUUCCAAUUCGGAAUCGAGGGAUAUAAGGAACCCUUUGUAUAUAUCCCGGAGGAGACAAUUCGUGAGGCAUUGAAGGUUCUACUUGAUGUAAGGAAUCAUCCUGUUCUAAUUCACUGUAAGAGAGGAAAGCACCGUACGGGCUGUCUGGUGGGCUGCUUGAGGAAAUUGCAGAGGUGGUGUCUUUCAUCCAUAUUCGACGAGUAUCAGCGCUUUGCAGCAGCGAAAGCAAGAGUUUCAGAUCAAAGGUUCAUGGAGUUAUUUGAUAUUUCUAGCUUGAAGAAUGCACCAUUGACAUUUUCAUUCUCAAAGAGGAUCUCCUCGCAGUCUUAAGCAGACAUUUUGCUUUCCAGUGGUGGAGGCAGUUCGAUCGUCUUGCUUUAAAAUUAGUAGGAAAGGGUUGAUGAGUUUCCUGACUGCUUUGCCGCGGCUAAGGAAUAGUGCUUAUUUGUUUUUCCUCUCGUGCAGCAAUUAAUAAGAAGGACACAGACUUCUAUGGGGGCUCUUCAGAUUCGUUCAACGGGUCCUCUAGUUCAUUUAAUUAGCAAGAAGAAUAAGGUGCCAAUUCGCAUAAAACGUGUGUAUGAAUCAACGGCCAAAAUAACUGUAUCUGCUAACUGUAAUCAGCUGUUUUUCGCCCAUUGUUAUAUUAGAGGCCUGGCAGCUGGGGAGGGCAGCACUUUUUAGUGUUAGGAUUUUGGUCAAAUGAAUUUUGCGGAUUGUAAAGUUAAUGGGAUCUUACAUGUCUAGCGCAAUCUGAGGGGAAUAUCCUUUUGCGAAUGUAAUUCUCUCAAGUGCUCUAGCACUAUGUUGAAAUGGCAAUUCGUUUCCAUACUGCA